Molecule: messenger RNA, 1554 nt
Organism: Trichoderma atroviride IMI 206040
Lineage: Eukaryota; Fungi; Ascomycota; Sordariomycetes; Hypocreales; Hypocreaceae
Biological process (GO): transmembrane transport
Cellular component (GO): membrane
Molecular function (GO): transmembrane transporter activity
Source: RefSeq, a predicted model, not a curated record
AUGGCUAUUGACGAAGAGACGAAAGUCGAUACUUCUCGACCACUCGAGCAGUUAACUCCAAACUCGGAUGGAAGCACGACCACGAUCGAUGCCGAACCAACAGUUCCUACAGAGGCGGAGGGAGGUUUGUCCAAGGAACAACAAGGGAUACGCAAGCACCUGAUUGCACUAAGCAUUGUGCUAUGCCAGCUUAUUGUGGCUCUCCCUUUCGGUUCCGGCCUUUUGAUCUCAUAUACCAUUCCCCAAAAGCUGGGGUCUGACCCAAGCCUGGGUAUUUGGAUUGCUGCAUCAUAUCCGCUGACGGAGGCGACUUUUGUCCUAAUGGGUGGCCGUGUUGGAGCUGUCCACGGCCACAAGAAAGUUCUCAUCAUCGGCGGCACCAUCUACGUUUUGUUCAAUCUCAUCUCGGGGUUUAUGCGAACCGUCUCGACCAUAAUCGUCAUGCGAGCUCUUAGUGGCGUGGGAGCUGGCAUAAUCGUUCCGAAUGCUAUUGCCCUGCUUACGACAUCGUUCCCGCCGGGCAUAGGCCGCUUGAUCUGGGUAGGGCUGUUUGGAGCGAUGGCUCCUGUCGGUGCUGGCGGUGGUUCCAUAUUCCCAGGCUUCUUUGGCCAGCUGCUGCCUUGGUGGUGGCUCUUUUUCUUCUUUGCCAUUGCCGGAACCGUUGUCUUCACGGCUGCUGCGAUUCUUGUCCCCUCUGAAGAAGUUACAAUGGAUCCGAAUGGCAAGGUUGACUAUAUCGGGUCGUACUUUGGCGUUGGCGGCCUGAUUCUGUUCAACUGCGCCUGGACAGAGGCUGCCAUCAAGGAAUGGAAGGUCGAUUAUGUUUACAUCAUCUUCAUCCUGUCUGUGCUUCACAUGGCCCUAUUUUUACUAUGGGAAGCAAGAUUUGCAAAGGAACCAAUAUUGCCGCUUUCAGUCUGGUCUGCGCCAUCGUUUAAGCCCAUGCUACUCUCCGCCUUCUUCACAUUUAUGAGCACGGGCAUUCUCUUCUACUAUAUAACUCGAUGGCACGUGGACAUCCGCCACUACUCCAACCUGCUCAACGCUGCAUCCUUUGCGACUUUUACGGUCAUGGCAACGCUCGCCUGUGGAAUAAGUGCUAUUUGCGUGCGAUAUAUGCCUGCACAGCUUGUGAUGGCGAUAGGGACGGUUUCGGCUCUGGUUGCGGGUAUUUUGCUGGCGACAAUGCCCGUCCAUCAGAAUUACUGGCCGCAGGAGUUUCCAGCGCUGUUCAUAUUGGGAUUCAGCCCCGACUUUAUCUUUACGGCCGCGCAGAUAAUCACCAGCAACAGUGUCAAGCGCAAUCUGCAGGGCGUGGCUGGAUCUCUCGUCGGUACGAUUCAGCUGUACGGCUUGGGCACGGGUCUGGGGUUUGCUGGCACUAUUGAGAUUUACACGAACAGGCACGGCGCUGAUCCGAUUGGCGGAAUUAGACACGCUCUGUGGUUCUCGGUUGCUCUGGCUGCUGCAGCGACGUUGAUGUGUGUCUUGAUUCGGAUUCCCAAGGAUGAGCGCGAGGGCUGGGAUGAAGAUGAAGUGGAGGGCCAUGCCUGA